AUGGAGAAAGCUUAUUUCCUCUUCCUUGUAGCCUUGGUCGCAAGCCUAGCCGCAGCUUCCUCAAGUACCACUAACGUUGUUGCCCAUAACAACACCCGUGAUCAUGAUCUAGACGCUCUUCUUGCCUUCAAGGCUGCCAUUUCCGACCCCCAAAACAUCCUCCCAAUCAAUUGGUCCACUUCUACCUCUGUUUGUAAUUGGAUAGGAAUCACUUGUAACACUCGCCAUCGAAGAGUCGCCGCCAUACAACUUCCCAAAAUGGGCUUAGUUGGAACCAUACCUCCACAGUUGGGGAAUCUCUCCUCCUUAGUCUGGCUGGAUCUUGAAAACAAUAGCUUCCAUGGUAAUCUUCCAACUCAGAUGGUUCAUUUGCGUCGACUCAAGCACAUUAACUUGGCAUUCAAUAGCUUUGAUGGCGGAUUUCCAUCAUGGUUGGGAGCUUUAUCUCAACUUCGUUACCUUUCGGUCCUUGGUAACAGAAUUUCAGGUUCAUUGCCAACAACGUUCUCUAAUGUAACAAUGUUAGAGACCAUCAGGUUAGGUCGGAACCUCAUAACUGGAAAUCUGCUUCAAGACUGGAGUGCUUUACAGAACUUGGAGGUUCUUGGCAUGGCAAAUAAUAAACUUGAAGGCCCUUUGCCUCGAUCUUUAUUUAACCUCUCGUCAUUGCAGCACUUUAGUUUUUCGAAUAAUAGCUUAUCCGGUUACCUUCCGGCAGGUAUCUGCGAUCAUCUGCCACAACUCCAAGGGAUUUAUCUGUCAAUAAAUGAGUUUAACGGCGAAGUUCCGGCUGGUAUUGGAGGUUGUCCGAGGCUUCAAAUCUUGUCCUUGUCAUAUAAUAAUCUGGCAGGAAAUAUACCAAAAGAAAUUUGGAAUCUAACCACGCUUAGGGUGCUAGCUCUAGGUGCAAACCGUCAAAUUCCAGCAGAUAUUGGAAAUCUCACUAAUUUGGAACAGCUAGGCAUAGAGUACGCUAAUCUGACAGGUGUUAUACCUCGUGGGAUUGGUAACCUUUACAAAUUGGAGUUACUAUACUUGGGCCAAAAUAAGUUAAGAGAUCCCAUCCCACAUGAGCUAUUCAACAUUUCAACUCUUAGAGAACUUUCCAUACCAACCAAUGAUUUUAGUGGCAUUCUUCCGCCGACUUUGGGUGUUACUUUACCCAAUCUUGAGAUACUUUAUCUUGGGGCAAACAGAUUCACUGGAAUUAUAUUACCAACUCUCUCAAAUGCCUCUAGAUUGAAGUCUCUAGACUUGUCAGAGAAUAAAUUUUUUGGUGAAAUUCCUCAUUCUCUUGGUAGCCUAAGAUUCCUAGAAGUUUUGUCUCUUUCAAGAAACAAUUUUACUCUAUCUGGAGAUAUGGCCUUCUUCAGUUCUUUAGGAAAUUGCAGAUAUUUGAGAAAGUUGUUGCUAAAUGAAAAUCCACUGAAUGGCAAUCUUCCAGUGUCUAUUGGAAAUCUUUCCAACUCUCUUGACUCAAUUAAUAUGUUUCAUUGUGGAAUUGGAGGUGAAAUUCCAAGGUCACUAGGCAACUUGAGCAACAUGGAGUUGCUAAACUUGGCAAGCAAUGGUUUGACAGGAAUAAUUCCGAGUUCCAUCUCAGGUUUAAGACAACUUCAGCGGAUAAGUUUUGAAGAUAACAAAAUACAAGGACCAAUUCCAAGUGAGUUUUGUCAUUUUCCCAACUUAGGAUACUUAAUUUUAGCAAGAAAUAGGCUGUCUGGCAAAGUGCCUGACUGCAUAGGGAGCAUCUCUUCAUUGAGAUAUCUUUAUUUGAAUUCCAACAAUCUAACGUCUAGUGUACCAACAAGCUUGUGGAGCCUUAAUGACUUGUUGGAGCUUGACUUGUCCAUCAAUUUUCUUAAUGGUUCUUUGUCCUCCCAAAUUGGAGACAUGAAGACACUGAUCAAACUGAAUCUAUCUGUGAACCAGUUUUCUGGUGACAUCCCUAGCACUAUUGGGGCACUACAGGAUUUACAGGAACUCUCCUUAGAGCAUAAUAAUCUACAAGGGUCAAUUCCAGACUCAAUCAAGACAAUGUUGGCUUUGCAGUACUUGGAUCUGUCAUUCAACAGUUUAGCUGGUGUGAUACCUAACUCUUUGGAGGUACUCUUGGAUCUUCAAUAUUUGAAUGUUUCCUACAACAAACUACAAGGACCGGUUCCUCGAGGAGGACCUUUUAUGAACUUCACCAUCCUAUCUUUUCUUGCUAAUGAAGCAUUAUGUGGUGCUCCUUGGUUCCAACCUUGUCAAACUUCUCAACAUAGAUCAAAGAAAAAGGUACUCUUGCUUGUGUUGCUGCCAAUAGGAUCUGCUGUCCUAAUCUUGGGCAUUUCACUUUUGUUGACAAAAAGGUUGGCAAGAAAGAAAACUAUGGCUCCAGCUCAUGAUUUGUUUCCAGAAACAACAUAUCAAAGGGUAUCCUACCAUGAACUUCGACGAAUAACAAAUGGUUUCAGCAAGAGUAAUUUGCUUGGAUCUGGGACGUUUGGUUCAGUUUACAAAGGGGUAUCUGCUAAUGGGGUAAUUUGGGCUAUAAAGGUAUUUGAUAUGCAGCUUGAGGGGAUAUUGAAAACUUUUGACACAGAAUGUGAAGUCUUGUGCCGCCUUCGUCAUAGAAAUUUGAUCAAAGUAAUCAGUGCUUGUUCUAAUCCGGACUUUAAAGCUUUGGUACUAGAAUUCAUGCCUAAUGGAAGCCUGGAGAAAUGGCUUCAUCUUGACCACCAUGUCCUGAGUAUCAUGCAAAGAUUGGACAUCAUGAUUGAUGUGGCUCGUGGGUUGGAAUAUCUUCAUUAUGGGUAUUCAUUUCCCAUAAUUCAUUGUGAUUUGAAGCCUAGUAACAUUUUACUAGAUGAAGAUAUGGUAGCUCAUGUUAGUGACUUUGGGAUUGCUAAAUUGUUGGGAGGUGGAGAAAGCCAUGUACAGACAAAAACCCUGGCAACAAUAGGGUACAUCGCUCCAGAGCAUGGACUAGAAGGACCGGUGUCAACUAGGUGCGAUGUAUACAGUUUUGGCAUUACCAUGAUUGAAGCAUUCACUGGAAAGCGACCAAAGGAUGAGAUGUUCACAGAAGAGCUAAGCAUAAGGCGUUGGAUUCAGGAAUCAUUACCAAGUUCCGUAGAUAAAGUUGUUGAUGUGAAAUUACUUCAUCCAAAAGAAGAACAAGCCAAUGAAAACAUGGCUUGUGUAUUAUCUAUCUUGCAGCUUGCUUUAAGUUGCACUUCAGAUGUCCCAGAGAAUAGGAUCAUCAUAAAAGAUGCCCUCACAACACUUGAGAAGAUCAAAACUCAGUUUUUACAGAGAAACAAGAUUGGCUGA
Coffea arabica (coffee) is the source of this 3318-nucleotide messenger RNA. RefSeq lists its product as uncharacterized. The record is from RefSeq and is a predicted model, not a curated record. NCBI's taxonomy places the organism in Eukaryota, Viridiplantae, Streptophyta, Magnoliopsida, Gentianales, Rubiaceae. Gene Ontology annotation, molecular function: protein binding; ATP binding; protein kinase activity. Gene Ontology annotation, biological process: protein phosphorylation.